CUGCAACUACAUGAAUGGCCUUUCACGCAGUCAGGAAUAGUCUGGAGGUGUCAGACCCUUCCAGAAGGCGAAGCACAGCUGCUAUAAGAGGCAGACACCCCCCCCCACACACACACACACACACAGGCCUCUCAGAUCACAAACCAGAGCAGCAGCGGCGGCAGAGACGGCGCAGCCUCGUUCACAAAUGGCAGAAACCGAGCGGUGAGACUCUUCCGGACCCUGAAGGGAAACCGAUGAGCAUCCGCUCUCAAAAAGACAUGUUUGAGAAGCUGGAGGAAUCCUUCCGACUCUGCGCACGCUGCGAGAAGCGGCCCCAUCAGCUGUCGACCCCGCAGGGCCUGAAGCGCUGCGCUAGGUGCUUGCACGUGUAUUACUGCUGCAAAGACUGCCAGAAGCAGGACUGGGCCAAGCACAAGAGGAUGUGCCCGCAGCUGCGUCUGGCUGCCGUCGACAGAGUCGUGGAGUGGCUCGUGUUUAAAGGAGACCUUCCCUUCCCCACAGAAAGCUGGUCCAGGCCUCAGUCCGAGGUUAAAGGCUGGGACGACUGGCUCUCCAUGCAGGGGGAUCUCACGCCUCGACUCAGGCCCAUCGUAGAAGGAGCAAACAUGGCAGAGCUGUGGGCCAACGCUGGCAGGCCUCGGCCCGACGACGAAGACCUGAGGCAGUCUCUGUGGAGGGUCUGCAGUGAGUUCCUCUCCAGGCCCCUGACUGUCGCCUGGGGGAUGAGGCUGUUUGGACUGGACCCUCGCUCCAAACCCCUCACCGUUCACCUCGUGGGGGCCGGUCAGAGCGAGACCCUGGCAGCCAGACUCACGGACUACGACGAGCUGAACAAGAUGUUUCCCGGACACGAGGGCGUGGAGGUCGUCAUGGUGGGACCCGAGGUGGUGGACGGCCCCGUCGUGAGGCCUCCGCUCCGGGCGCUUGGCCCCAAGCAGAGGGUCUACAUCAGCGCCUAUAAAGGCCUCUACCACCAGUUCUGGGAGGAUGUGGUGGAGAAGGAGGAGGCGGCCCGGCCAGAUCUGGUGGUUGGAUUCCAUCCUGGGUUCGAUGCCAGUCAGGGCUUGGACCAGGGUUGGCUUCCCACACUCCUUCUCCUCAGAGAUUACGAGAUUCCUUCGCUUUUCACUACUUUCAGCGAGGCCGAGAUGACCUACUCGCUGCAGAUCCUGUUGGAGCUGGAGAUGGACAUGAAGGGAAGUGGCGCCAACCCCUUUGCCUCGCUGAAGCCAGAAGUGGUCGGCUCGAGCCCCAACAGCCCUCCUGUGUACAGCAGCUCGCACUACUUCAGUUUUCAGGGUCUAUUGGAGACCGUGGAGUUUGAGGAGCCUGAGGAGUCGUGAUGCGUCGCCAAAACACUUUUAUUUGGACAAUGAAGCACAUUUUUAAAGCCAGUAUUUGCCAUUGUAAAGCUACUGUGUGAUGUUUUGAAUUCACUAUCUCAGUUUUAUGGCAGAGUUGUGACAUUUGCAUGAACUGUUUAACUGAGUUGUUUUACUUCAGAGACUAUAAAACAUUUAUAGCAAUA
Messenger RNA from Betta splendens (Siamese fighting fish), 1531 nucleotides. RefSeq names its product putative protein MSS51 homolog, mitochondrial. Lineage: Eukaryota; Metazoa; Chordata; Actinopteri; Anabantiformes; Osphronemidae. The record is from RefSeq and is a predicted model, not a curated record. The transcript has 6 exons. The coding region runs from base 15 to 1346 and encodes 443 amino acids.